This is a messenger RNA of Peromyscus eremicus (cactus mouse), 978 nucleotides long. Its product is annotated as olfactory receptor 10C1-like. Gene Ontology annotation, cellular component: membrane. The record is from RefSeq and is a predicted model, not a curated record. The transcript has a single exon. Lineage: Eukaryota; Metazoa; Chordata; Mammalia; Rodentia; Cricetidae. Gene Ontology annotation, biological process: G protein-coupled receptor signaling pathway. Bases 28 to 978 code for a protein of 316 amino acids. Gene Ontology annotation, molecular function: olfactory receptor activity; G protein-coupled receptor activity.
AUGACUUGAUAUUCUCUCUUCCAGGAGAUGACUGCCAAUUGCUCUCUGUGGCAGGAGAACAGCUUGUCUGUCAAACGCUUUGCAUUUGCCAAGUUCUCUGAGGUCCCUGGAGAGUGCUUCCUCCUGUUCACCCUCAUCCUCCUCAUGUUCUUAGUGUCACUGACAGGCAAUGCACUCAUAGCCUUUGCCAUCUGUACCAGUCCAUCCCUGCACACCCCCAUGUACUUUUUCCUGGCCAACUUGUCUCUCCUGGAGAUUGGCUACACUUCCUCUGUCAUACCCAAGAUGCUGCAGAGCCUUGUGAGUGAGGCUCGAGGGAUCUCUCGGGAGGGUUGUGCCACACAGAUGUUUUUCUUCACAUUCUUCGGAAUAACUGAGUGCUGCCUGUUGGCAGCCAUGGCUUUUGACCGCUGCAUGGCAAUUUGCUCCCCACUCCAUUAUGCAACCCGAAUGAGUCGUGGAGUAUGUGCCCAUUUGGCAAUGGUUUCAUGGGGAAUGGGAUGCAUAGUAGGAUUGGGACAGACCAAUUUUAUUUUUUCUUUGGACUUCUGUGGACCCUGUGAGAUAAAUCACUUUUUCUGUGACCUUCCACCUCUCCUGGCUCUUGCCUGUGGAGAUACAUCCCGUAACGAGAUUGCAGUCUUUGUGGCAGCAGCCAUCUGCAUAUUCAGCCCAUUUUUACUGAUCAUUUCUUCCUAUGUCAGAAUUCUGGUUGCAGUGCUGGUGAUGCCUUCACCUGAGGGGCGCCAUAAAGCUCUCUCCACCUGUUCCUCCCACCUACUUGUAGUCACACUCUUCUAUGGCUCAGGAUCUAUUACCUACUUGAGGCCCAAAGCUAGCCACUCACCAGGAAUGGAUAAACUUUUGGCCCUCUUCUACACAGUGGUGACAUCCAUGCUGAACCCCAUCAUCUAUAGUUUAAGGAACAAGGAAGUCAAAGCAGCCCUGAGGAGAACUCUGGGCCUCAGAAAGUCCUGA